Messenger RNA from Symbiodinium sp. CCMP2592, 1920 nucleotides. NCBI's taxonomy places the organism in Eukaryota, Dinophyceae, Suessiales, Symbiodiniaceae. The record is from the annotation of a GenBank genome assembly.
AUGCCGAGCCGAGCGACGCACAAGAACUCGAAAAUGAUUGGCGCCGAUGGCGGUGACCUUGCAGAGGAGUCGGAGGCCAAGAAGAAAAAGAAGAAGGAGAGGGAUCCCCUGGAUUGGGAAGAUGACAAGUUUCCGAAGAUGGCAGACCGGCCAGUCGAGCAGGCACAGGUCGAUCCGAGCUACCUUGCGAAGAUGCGUCAGGAGGCCAAGAAGCAAUACAUUGAAGCACUGGGCCCCGACCCGGCGAAGGUGCAGCGAACGUGGAAGUUCCACUUUGGCAUCUGUGCGCUGGAGAAUGUCACGCAGAAUGAGUGGGAGGUCUUCGUGGCCGUGUCAGAGACCGGAAACAAGUUUGAUCAAUUCAAAAAUCGGCUCCACGGCAACUUCCAGUACACCAAGGGCUACAAAGUAAGGGGCCAUACCCGGAAGAAGUUCAAAAGAAUGGAGCAGGUCUACAGCAAAGAGCACAACCUGAGUUACAAGCAAAUGCAGAACCACUUCGUGACGAUGGAUGUGUGGACCGUCAGCAAGCUGCAGUUCAACACCUUACUGGGCACUGCCAAGCGCAGCUUCUACGACCUGGCAAACGACAAUGUCUACCAGUACAUCGGCAUCAAAGCGGCCGGGCAGGCUCAGGCGCAGAAGGGGGCUGCUACAGAAGAGGAGACGCAGAAGAAAGGAUUCCAGAUUGGCAACGUCUUCGUCCAAUGCCUUUGCUCCGAGAUCAUGCGCUUCGACAUCGCCUUGAACAACUGGCAGUUCCUGCCAAAGCCGGAACUGAAGGACAACACGACGAAGAAGAAGCUCCGGCUUGGGAUUCCCACAGGCCCCAAGAAGGGCAACGACACCUUCGAGACCGAGCCAUCGGAUCCCCCUGUGUACAGCUGGGCUCGGGGCGGCAUGUUCAUCUACAAAGGGACGAAGGAAAGCCUCAACAAUGAGGUCUUGACGAUUGAGGUUCUUGGCCAGAAGGGUGGCCAGUGGGCGCCGCAGGGCAAGGCCUUGGUCGGCCUUCGGGGAGCUAUCGACUACCCCAUCGCCGUGGGCGUGGUGAAGAUCCUGACGACUUCCAAGAACGACUACGUGCAAGGUCGAGCGGGUGGAUCCAUUUCCAUGGCCAUGCGAUCACUGGCCUUGAAGCCUGGGCAAAACGAUGAGGACUCGUCUGUCCCGCGGCCCAUGCAGGACCUCACCUCGCUGACGAUGUACUACAUCCAGGGAAGCGUCCAACACCUGGUCGUCACGGUGAAUGGGGCAGAUGGCCUUCCGGUUGCCGAUCCAGACUACGGCUCCUCCAACCCGUUCGUUCGCGUGAAGUACGACGGCACCGUGGAGCAAAGUCCUGUGGUGAUGGCCUCCCUGGCCCCUUGUUGGAAUCACACGUUCUACAUCCCGGUCCGCUUCAUCGACCCGUGCAUCUACAAAGACAAAGCAUACAAGAAGAAUAUCUUUCCGGAGGACCUACGUCCCCUGGUCCUUUUGUAUCUUGGGGAGUCUCCUUUUACUUCCUGGUCUGGUCUGGACUUGACGGCCAUCUCUGCCCGCACUGUCGCCUUACACAAGACAGGCCGAUCCUUCGCGGUGAUCCAGGGGCUGGCCUUGGAUGCCUUUGACUCCCUGGAUGAUCACCAGAAACUUGCAUGUGCCGCGCGCCAGAUCCAGGAGCUCUGCGAUCGCGGCUUGGAGCUGAUCCGGGCUUCCUCCGUGCAUGAAGAGGAGGAGGAGGAGGAUGAAACUCCCGAAAGUGGCGGCGAGGCAGAACUGGAAAGUGACUUCGGGGAGGAAGAGAUGCUUCUGACUUUGUUGAAAAUCUGUACCAGCAUGAGCUUCUCUGCUGCCUCCGACAGGACGUCCGCUAUCCGACAGGUGCGCCGAACGGCGAGGCAUUUACUGCAUCGCUGCGAAGUGAGUGAAGCGUAA